AUGUCGGCUUACGGAAGUGACCUCGUCUGGGAUUCGGAGCUAUCGAAUCUCUACGACGCUUCUCGUUCUUACCACCAACAAGACUCUCUGAAGCUAUGGGGGCAUCUCUUGAAGAAAUGCGGAUUUUGUAUUUGGACCGACCGGAACGCGGAUGCCAACGCGGCCACAGUCUUCUGCGUCGCUGCAUCGAGUAACUCUUCAAAAGACGUUGGAGAGGCGAAAGACUUUUUGAUUGAUGAAGUCAAUCUGCGCUGGACACCCAGGUCCAGCACCGAGGCUUCCUGGGGCCUGAAAGUGUCUGGUCCUUGCGCCAGGAUCUGGCUCUGCAUGAAGGCACAAAGCAAACCGCUCUUGCCGAUAUUUCCUCGGGGUCAACGCCGUUACGUUAAAAGCUCUUACUUUGACCUGGCCGCACACUUGGCCGAGUUCAGAUUUAUGUUCAGCAAGAUGAGGGAGUGUCCGCGCCCGGACGUGGACUUUGUUCUGGACGUGGAGCGCGGCAGGAAGAUGGACCUCCUGGUAGAUUUCAUGUCAUCCACAUACGUCUGCGACCUUGAACCACCGUCAGGAGAGUCUCUUGUGUGCCGGAUGGGCGAUCAGAAGACAAUUCUGCCGUGCCGCGAGUGGCAGCCGGCCUUUGUCAAUAUGAGGCCUGAGAAAGGUGGGACGCUGGACCGCUGCUACCAGCGCUACUACCAGGAAGAGGACAGCAGUUGGACGUGCUUUUGGACCACGGAGCUGCCGCCAGGGUUCUACUGA
This is a messenger RNA of Akanthomyces muscarius, 759 nucleotides long. RefSeq lists its product as uncharacterized. The record is from RefSeq and is a predicted model, not a curated record. NCBI's taxonomy places the organism in Eukaryota, Fungi, Ascomycota, Sordariomycetes, Hypocreales, Cordycipitaceae. Bases 1 to 759 code for a protein of 252 amino acids. The transcript has a single exon.